This is a messenger RNA of Meyerozyma guilliermondii ATCC 6260, 1032 nucleotides long. RefSeq names its product aldo/keto reductase. The record is from RefSeq and is a predicted model, not a curated record. The coding region runs from base 1 to 1032 and encodes 343 amino acids. Lineage: Eukaryota; Fungi; Ascomycota; Pichiomycetes; Serinales; Debaryomycetaceae. The transcript has a single exon.
AUGUCAAUUAACAACUCUACAAUCUCAAGACUUGGCAACUCCGGCCUUCAAAUCAACCAUGCCGUGGUUGGAACAAUGCUUAUUGGUACCAACAAUAAUGGUAUUUUUGCCAAUGGUGUUGAUGGAGACGAAGAUUCGAUGGCACUUUUGAAGAAAUGUUACGACAGAGGUCUUCGUACCUUUGAUACUGCCGAUGUUUACAGUUCUGGACACAGUGAGGAGGUUAUCGGAAAGUUUUUGAAAAAGUAUGACAUUCCUAGAGAUACUGUGGUGAUUCUCACCAAGUGUUAUUUUGCAGUUGACACCUAUGACAAAAACCGUCAAGAAGGACUUCAUUUGAACAAUCUGGGUCUCUCAAGAAAACACAUUCUUGAUGCUGUUGACGAUUCUGUGCGUCGUUUGGGAACUCACAUUGACUUGCUUCAAAUUCACCGUUACGAUCCCAAUGUUCCCGAUGAAGAAGUUAUGAGGGCAUUGAACGAUGUUGUCGAAAGCGGGAAAGUCAGGUACCUCGGUGCUUCCUCGAUGAAAACUUAUCAAUUUAUUGGUUUGCAACACACUGCAGAAUUGAAUGGUUGGCACAAGUUUGUUUCCAUGCAAAGCAUGUACAAUUUGAUCUACCGUGAAGAUGAGAGGGAACUCAAUGCCUACUGUAACCAUGCUGGAAUUGGUCUUCUUCCAUGGUCGCCCAACGCCAGAGGUUUACUUGCACUUCCUUGGACCUCUGCUAAGAUCCAAGAGAAGCUUGCUAACCCAGAGGUCUACGGACUCAAUUAUAUGGGUUUGGACGUUGAACAUGACAAACCGAUUAUUGACAGGGUAGAGGAGCUUAGUAAAAAGUACAAGUGUACCAUGGCAGAAAUCGCAGGUGCUUGGCUUGUUGCAAAGGGCACUCAUCCUAUCAUUGGUGUUACACUGGAACAAGCCAUUGAUGCAAUGGUGGCCAUGGCUCACACCAAUCUCUCUAAGGAGGACGUUGAGUACCUUGAAGAGCCAUACAAGGCCAAAAUGCUCGUAUUUACAAGUUCAUAG